AUGCCUAUUUUACAAAAGACAAAAUUUGGAUGGAUUGUAUCAGGACCUAUAUCACCAAAGGCACAAUACUCGAGCAUCAGUCAAACUGCUUCAUUUUGCGUUUUUUCUCCAGAAAUCCAGAUACAGCAACAGCUCGAACGAUUUUGGAUGACGGAAGAAUGCAUCAAAUCCAGACAUCUCUCCAGCGAAGAACAAGCUUGUGAAGAUCACUUCAUGCACACCACUAUACGAGAAGAAGAUGGUAGAUUUAACGUAAAAAUGCCAAUCAAAAGAAGUAUUUCUCAACUUGGAGAAUCAAAACACGCAGCUGCGCAUCGAUUACGUUCAAUGGAACGAAAAUUCAUCAAAUCUCCUGAAUUAAAGCAACAAUACGUUAUGUUCAUCAACGAAUACAUAUCUUUGGGCCAUUGCUCAGAGAUAUCAGCAGAAGAUUCAAAUUCAUUCCUACAUUACUUACCACAUCAUGCUGUAAUGAAGGAAAGUAGCAGCACCACAAAGCUAAGAGUAGUUUUUGACGGUUCCAACAAGACGUCUUCUAAUGUCUCAAUAAAUGACAUACUGAUGGUCGGACCAAAUAUUCAACCUGAUCUUUUUUCCAUCGCUCUCGGCUUCAGGGAACAUACGUAUGUCAUCAGUGCCGACAUUGCUAAAAUGUAUCGGCAAGUAAACAUUCAUGCAGAUCAGCGGAAUCUACAAGUUAUUCUUUGGAGAGAGGAUCCAACGGAAUCAAUGCGCAUACUGAGACUAAACACCGUCACAUACGGAUUAGCCAGUUCAUCAUAUCUAGCAAUACGAUGUUUAGAUCAAUUAGCUCGUGAAAAUGCAGUCACGUUUCCACAAGCGAGUCGUGUCAUACAACAAAAUUUUUAUGUUGACAAUAUGUUAUGCGGAGCCGAUACAAUAGAGGAGUUAUCUAUUAUCAAGCGAGAAGUAACACGAAUACUUGAAGAUGCAAAAUUCGAGCUUCGACAGUGGGUGUCAAAUGAACCUUCCAUCUUAUUGGAGUCUGACGAUAUUUCUCUUGAAUCAAUAUUACCUAUUGGAGAAGAAGUGAAAACACUUGGGCUUUUGUGGAAUCCUCAAGAAGAUGCUCUUCAAUAUCGGGUCGAAAAUUUGGAUGUUCCAAUACGAGUCUCUAAGAGAAUAAUUUUAUCAACAAUUUCACAAAUUUUUGAUCCUCUCGGCUUAGUAGGCCCUGUCGUGAUAAAAGCAAAAAUCCUUCUACAACAACUAUGGAAGAUUCAAGUUCAUUGGGAUGAAUCUCUUCCUCUUGAUCUUCAUACCACUUGGAUAAAAUAUAUGCAACAGCUUCCUCAAUUGAGCACUAUCAGCAUUCCUCGCCAUGCGAUGCAAGCCUGUUCAGGACAAAUCGAAUUACACGGCUUUUGUGAUGCAUCAGAAGCUGCCUAUGGAACUUGUCUUUAUAUUAAAUGUUAUCAAAAGGGGAGAAAGCCUACCGUUCGUUUACUCUGUGCUAAGUCUAAAGUAGCACCAUUGAAGAGAGUAUCCUUACCACGCCUGGAACUAUGUGGAGCCUUAUUACUUUCACGACUAUACAAGAAGGUAACAGAUGCAUUAACAAAGAAAAUAGAUUCUACAUAUCUUUGGUGCAAUUCCACUAUUACACUUGCCUGGAUAUCAGGUCAACCUCAUCAAUGGAAAACUUUUGUUGCAAACCGCAUCGCAGAGAUACACGAAUUAACAAAUCAAGCUAAAUGGCGACACAUAGAAUCCAAGCAUAAUCCAGCGGAUAUCAUUUCUCGAGGCUUAAAUCCAGCAGAACUUAAGCAAACCGAACUCUGGUGGAAUGGACCUACCUGGCUGCAACAAGACGUCGAUGAAUGGCCACACGCAGCUGCCGAGGCAGUGACAGAGCUACCAGAAGCUAAAAAACCAACUACCACCUUUAUCAUUAAUAUUGGAGAACUUGCAAUUUUCGAUCGGUAUUCAUCAUUGUCCCGUCUAAAGCGAGUCGUCGCAUACAUUCUACGAUUUAAAUAUAACGCUCUUAAUUCUGAGUCAAGAAAAUACGGAUCAUUAGAUGUAGACGAACUUGAAAAUUCUAUGAACGUUUUAUUGAAAUACAUGCAAGAAAGAGAAUUCUCGUUAGAAAUCCAGGCAUUAAAGUCAAAUCGUGAAAUUCGUCAAAACAGUCGUUUAUAUAAUUUGUGUGUAUUUCUUGAUGCUAACGGUCUAAUACGCGUGGGCGGGCGAUUGCGUAACGCUAAUAUACCAUACUCGCAAAAACAUGGAAUUGUUAUUCCAACAAAACAUAAACUAACUGAAUUAAUCAUUAAGGAUGAACACUAUCGAACAUUGCAUACAGGUGCACAAGCGCUACUGGCUCACAUUCGCACGCGAUUUUGGCCUCUAUCCGGAAAAACAGCGAUACGACGUGUUUUACAAAAAUGUAUAGUUUGUUUUAGGACACGUCCAAUGAUAAAAGAUCAAUUAAUGGGAGAUCUUCCAGUAGAACGUAUAACACCAUCUCGAGCGUUUGAAAAGAGUGGUGUUGACUACGCAGGUGCGUUUCGUAUAAAAAUAUCGCGUAACAAAACUGGUAAAGCAUAUCUCUGCGUUUUCAUAUGCAUGGCUACUAAGGCCGUACAUCUAGAAUUAGUGAGCGAUCUUACGACCACCGCAUUUUUAAACUCAUUGAAGAGAUUUAUAUCACGAAGAGGAAAACCAAGCGACAUAUUUUCGGAUAAUGGUACAAAUUUCGUCGGAGCAGACAACGAUUUAAAGAAACUUACAAAUCUAUUGACAAAUUCAGGUCACAACCAACAGAUUCUUGACUUCACAGCUCAACAAUCAAUACGUUGGCAUUUCAUACCUCCUCAUUCACCUCAUUUUGGAGGACUAUGGGAGUCUGCCGUAAAGUCAGCCAAGACUCAUAUGAAGCGAGUCAUCGGAAACGCUUUAUUAAGCUUUGAAAAACUCUAUACAGUUUUUACCAUGAUUGAGGCAUGUUUAAACUCGAGACCUUUAUGCCCAAUGUCAGACGAUCCAUCAGAUCUAUCAUCAUUGACACCUGGCCAUUUUUUGAUCGGCCAAUCGUUAAUCAAUAUUCCUGAGCCCGAGGUACAAGAAAUCGCUCCAAAUCGAUUAUCACGUUACGAGUAUCUUAUACAACUUAAACAACAUUUUUGGACGCGCUGGAGUAGAGAAUAUUUGACACAACUCCAACAACGAGUCAAGUGGAACAAACCUAAUUCAAAUAUGGUCUCUCCUGGAACACUGGUAUUACUCAAGGAUGAUAAUCUACCACCUUUGCAGUGGCGCAUGGGUCGUGUUGUUGAGACACAUCCAGGAAAAGACAAUUUGGUACGAGUCGUAAGCAUAAAAACUUCCAACGGUAUCAUUAAGCGCUCAUUACCAAAGAUAUGUAUUUUGCCUAUUGAAGGAGGCAAAAUUUAA
This is a messenger RNA of Linepithema humile (Argentine ant), 3417 nucleotides long. RefSeq lists its product as uncharacterized. Lineage: Eukaryota; Metazoa; Arthropoda; Insecta; Hymenoptera; Formicidae. Gene Ontology annotation, molecular function: nucleic acid binding. Gene Ontology annotation, biological process: DNA integration. The record is from RefSeq and is a predicted model, not a curated record.